AUGACCGACAAAACCGCGAGCGCCGCACCCCCCAAGAAGCGCAGCCUGUUCAAGCGGGCAGCAUGGCAAGAUGCGCCCAAGAAGGAUGGGGAGGACAUGUUCAGCCACUCGAAUGAGUUCAGCGACAUAGUCGCCGAGCAAGCUAGAAUACGGGCAGAAGAGAAAAGAAAGCUGAAGCGGCCAGAAAGCGCAAACAUUCAGAACCACGCGACCAAAAGCGGCGUCGCAUAUCAAACGACAAUGAAGAGCCUAUCCCAACCAAAAGCAGCUCAGCCAGCAAGGAACGAGCAGGCAGGAACGCUAGCAAAGCGUACCGCCAUCGCAUCUCCCACCCGACUCGCUCACCGCACGCUACGAUUCCCUGACCAAAUCCGCAUCCUCGAGCAUUUCAUUACCACAAAAGAAUCAAACGUGAUUGAUCUGGGCGAUUCAGACAAAGAUGACGACUCAGGCUGCGUCUCUAAGCCUUACAAUGAUAACCCUGCGUUGGAUUACACGUCGUCAAAUUCCGUCUUCAAGCAAGAUGUAGCCGUCCGGCCAUCGAAACCACCUCCUAUAGAGAUCAAAGACGACGAAGACGAAGACGACGAAGACCUCGACCCCGCAUUCGCUGCACUGCGGGCUAGGGCGCGGGCGCGCGUCGCAGCAGCCAAGGCACAAGCAAAUGGUAAUGCUCCGAAAGCGCCUAUAGCGCAGCUGUUCAUUGAUCCACAAAUGCCGGACGCGAACCCAUUGAUGGUCAAGGUUAGAGUAGACACAACCAUUGGGAAGCCACGGCUGGCAUGGUGUGGAAAGGAGAAGUUUCCGGAUCAAAUGACACGCAACGUCUUCUUUACAUGGAAAGGCACACGUCUCUACGAUAGCACAUCGAUACAACGGUUAGGGAUACAGGUAGACGUCAAUGGGAACGUAUCCGUCGAAGGAGACUCCAACAUAUACGAUGACAUCAACCUCCCCAAGAUCCAUGUCGAAGCUUGGACAGAGGAGAUCUACAAGCAGCGAAAGAAGGACGACGCCGCUGCAGCUAUAGCGAAGAAGCUGGCAGCCGAAGCAGCCUUGGUGACGAAAGAAAGGACUCCAACCCCGGAACCCGAACCUGGACCCGAAGAGAAACGCUUCCGCUUAAUCCUUAAGGCGAAAGGGCACUCUGAUUUUAAGUUGACGGUGAAAGAGAACACCACUAUUGCUCAUAUUGCAAGCGCUUACAAAUCUCGUCUCAAAAUUGAUAAGAGCCAGCCAGUCACACUCAUGUUCGACGGUGAUCGACUAAUGCCCUUGGACACGGUAGCCGACUACGAUAUGGAAGACGAAGACGCGUGCAUGAUUGAAGUUCUCUUCAAAUGA
Messenger RNA from Alternaria atra, 1344 nucleotides. RefSeq lists its product as uncharacterized. The transcript has 3 exons. NCBI's taxonomy places the organism in Eukaryota, Fungi, Ascomycota, Dothideomycetes, Pleosporales, Pleosporaceae. The coding region runs from base 1 to 1344 and encodes 447 amino acids. The record is from RefSeq and is a predicted model, not a curated record.